Molecule: messenger RNA, 1782 nt
Organism: Macrosiphum euphorbiae (potato aphid)
Lineage: Eukaryota; Metazoa; Arthropoda; Insecta; Hemiptera; Aphididae
Source: the annotation of a GenBank genome assembly
AUGAGUGAAGCUACAAAAUUACGCAAGUUCAUAGUCAGCACAUUCUCGCUCAAUGGUUUUACGAUUCAAGAGAGGGCAUGUGCGUAUUUAGUACAACAGUUAGAACCAUUAGGGUCUAGAGAAGAUCGUGAUAAAUGGUUAGACAAAAUUGUAGAUUAUGUACGCGUUUCGAGUACCAAUGAUGGAAACAUAGUGACAUACGAGUUACUGAGCAAGGCUCUUAAGUUCUGCUGUAAUUUACAAAUCCUUAAUGAUGAAGACAUAUUACAUGUGACUCCUGCUUAUAAGUUACCUCGCUAUAGAUACUGCCCAACAACAAGAAAGUUUCAAAGAAUAAAAUCAGAAAUAUCCAUGUUUGGUGAUGCCCAGUCAAAGAUUGCCCAGUAUGUUGACAGAUAUACUGUCAUCAGACAACGCAUGGCUAGAAUAAAGACUACAACUGAUGGUACUCUUAAUCAACCAUUGACAAUCGGUGACAAAAUACGUGAUGUUGAUUAUCUUUUGAGUUCAGGAGCCUGUAGAAAAUUUGAUCAUAGUUCCAAAAGUAAUUCAAUACUCCUGCUGGGUGUUUUAGUACAAUUGAAAGAAGGAGGUCGGCAUUAUUUAGAAGACCCCACUGGAGCUAUACCCCUUGAUAUUACUGCAACAGAUUUCCAAAAAGGCUAUUUUACCGAGAAUUGUUGUGUAUUGGCAGAAGGUCGUUACUGUAGUGAUCGUCGAGUUUUUUUUGUCACUAAUAUGGCCUUACCACCGUGUGAACGUACAGAAAUUAGCAAAAUUUAUUUUGGGGAAUCAAACAAUUUUAGUGACAGCAAUGAUCUCAACUUAAAAUCAUGUAAUCCAAAAUUGUUGGAAUAUGAAAAGAGUAAAAAUCGAAUGAUUGUAUUUGUAUCUGAUGUUUUUUUAGAUGAUCCGAAGGUUCUAAAAAAAUUUCAUACAUUGUUAAAUUCUUUCAAUGAUCUUGCUCCAGUGGCCAUAGUGAUGAUGGGUGACUACUUGUCUUGUCGUAUACCCUCACAUGCAUAUGCCCAAGAAUUGAAAACUCAUUUGAAUCAAUUGGGAAAUUUUUUACAUGAUAAUACACCUGUACUUUGCAAACACACUAUGUUUGUGUUGUUAUCUGGUCCUGGAGAUCGUUAUAGUGGUGCUGCAGGUGCAAGUAUCUUGCCAAGACCUUUAAUACCUGAGUUCUUAACUGAAGAAUUCCGCCGCCUAGUACCACGAUGUGUGUUUACAACAAACCCGUGCCGUAUGCAAUACUGUACACAACAGAUACACAUUAUUCGAGCUGAUGGUCUAAUGAAAAAAACUGCUAACUAUGAUAUUAGACAUAGCUCAAUGGAUCGAAACAAAUCCACUUCAGCAGCAGAGUCUGAUGAUGAUAUCAUUAAGAAUUAUAUAAAAACUUUGGAAAGCCAGUCACAUCUAAUAACUGUUCCUUUGGAUGUGUGUCCCACAUACUGGCCACUUGCAUCACAUUCCUUGAGUUUGUAUCCAAUGCCUGAUGUAGUGUGCAUAGCAGAUUCCAAUGCCCCAGAAUACAGUACUGUAGGUUCAAAUGAUUCCAAUAGCUCUAGCUCAAAAAUAUCAUCAUCAUCAGGUUGCAUAUUUUUCAACCCUUCAUCAUUUUCGAAAAAUAAGUAUACUUUUUCAGUAUACAUAACAGCUCAGCGUCAAAUUGAAGACAGUAAUUUACCAGACGAUGAAUAUGAUGCAGAUAAUACGUUAAUGGACAGUGAAGAUACUGUUGCAACAGUUGGAAACCGUCUUAAAGUUAAUUAG